GGAGCGGAUGCGCAUGUGUGGCUCACUGCCCACGCUUUCCAGCGCAGGCGCGGCAUUGGGGGCGGCGCGGCGGCCUGAGGCAGAGAGAGAGACCGGGAGCGUUCACCGCACCCCACCCCCACAACCCCCCCCCCCCAGGGGAGAGAGGCAGACAGACUGCAUCUGCGCACACUCCAGGCACAACAACACCAACACUCGCAGCCAUGGAGGCCGCGGUUGCCCUCCUGGCCUGGCUGCUGUGCGCAGCGAUUGUGAGGCGGAGCGGGGCCACGCUGGAGGAGGUGGCCGGGGCAGACCUGUGCAGGAUUGAUGAAGCCUCGUGCCACAUCGAGGAGGAAGUGCUCCGUUUUGAAGCCAUUAUGAGCAUUCACAAACAGAUGGAUGACGAUGCGAAUGGAAAUGUCGAUGUGGAGGAGAGUGAUGAGUUUCUGCGAGAAGAUCUCAACUACCAAGAUGCAGCAGCAAAGCACAGCACGUUUCACGGAGGCGACAAACUGAUCAGCGUGGAGGACCUGUGGAAAUCAUGGAAAAGUUCAGAAGUAUUGAACUGGACAGGCGAGGAGAGAUAG
Messenger RNA from Chiloscyllium plagiosum (whitespotted bambooshark), 569 nucleotides. Lineage: Eukaryota; Metazoa; Chordata; Chondrichthyes; Orectolobiformes; Hemiscylliidae. The record is from RefSeq and is a predicted model, not a curated record.